Messenger RNA from Dermatophagoides farinae (American house dust mite), 1788 nucleotides. RefSeq lists its product as uncharacterized. Gene Ontology annotation, cellular component: nucleus. Gene Ontology annotation, biological process: error-free translesion synthesis; error-prone translesion synthesis. NCBI's taxonomy places the organism in Eukaryota, Metazoa, Arthropoda, Arachnida, Sarcoptiformes, Pyroglyphidae. Gene Ontology annotation, molecular function: DNA-directed DNA polymerase activity; deoxycytidyl transferase activity. The record is from RefSeq and is a predicted model, not a curated record.
UAUUGUGACAAUUUUGCCCGCUUAUUUUUUGUUUAAUAUUUGAUUAAUUAAGAUAAUGAAUAAUAAACCACGAGGUCGAAGUAAUAAGCGGCAAAAAUUAUCAUGUGCUAGACCGGUGAUCAAUUCAGCUGAACAUUUACUUUGGGAAGAAUUCAAUCACGAAGAUGAUGGUGAUGUAUUCGAAUUCGAUGAUGAAAUCGAUGUAAACAAUGACAGCAGAGCGGAUAAAUCAUACGAUGUCAAAGAUAUCUAUCAUGAUUAUCUACAUACGAAACGAUUAAAAUUUGAUGAUUAUUGUGCCGAACAACGUGAAUAUCUUCGACGACUUCGUCAACGUUGUCUUGAAAUUCAACAAAAACGUGGUUGUCGAUUUCAUAUCGAUCCACCUGUUAAUCGUUUUGCAGACAUUCCUAUGGGCGAUCCAAAGUGGCGUAUAUGUGAUCCAGAAUCAUUGCCACCUGUCGUCGAUUAUACAGCCGAAGUUUGGCAACAUUUUAAUCGUUUUUAUUUCGAACCUGAACAAUCUGAUUUGUCUACUUUGUUCAAAGGUGUUUGUAUAUUCGUUAAUGGUUACACAAAUCCUAUUGCAUCACAUCUUCAUACUUUGAUGCUGUUCACUGGUGGUCAUUAUACGUUGAUUUUCGAUAGACAUCGUACAACACAUACGAUCGCUACAAUCUUGUCAUCGGCACAAAUGAAAUCUGAACGUACACGAAAUACAACUGUUCGACCGGAAUGGAUAAUCGAAUCACUACGUGCACGAAAACUAUUACCAUUACAUGAAUUUCUUGUUCAUCAAAAUUUGCAGGAUAUUCGUGGAACAUUCGCACGGAUUACUCGUCAAUUGGAACAACAACAGCAGCAACAGGAAGAAAAAGUGAAAAAAUAUCGAUCAUCAAAUCCAAUAAUUGGCAUUAAAAAUGGUUUGAUGAAUUUAACGUAUGAAACAUAUGAAGUUGAUUCAAAUGAAGAUUUUGAACCGAAUCUUUUAAAAUUAUUGAAUGAACUGGAUAAUGAUAAACAUAGUACGCCUAUUUCUAAACGUUCACGUACAUCGUCAUCGAUUGGUGAACCUGGACCAUCAACGUCAGUAGCUGAUCUACCGUGCCAAACACAGGCGAUGGUACCAUUGACAUUUAAUACAUCGGAUUAUAUGCCCGGUUCUACACAGGAAUUGGAUUCAGGUUUACUAAAUGAAUUACCCGAUGACAUACGUAAAGAAGUCAUUGGUUAUGCUCGUAAUAAACAACAGCAAAACAAUCAACCUAAAACAACCAUCACAAAAAUAUCCAAUAAACCGGCGAAAACAGCUGUGAAAAAUUCAAAACCAACGAAAAAAGCUAUUGAAAAUGAUAAUGUAAAUCGUGCUAGCGAUCUUUUUUUUGGCCGUAUUGUUGGCAUGAAAGCUAACAUUUGUGGUAAAACUAACUUACAAGAUGUUGGCCUAUUAAUUGACGAAUGGAUCUGUACCACAACUGAAGAGCUGAAUGAUAUGGACAUUUUAUAUGUAAUUCGAUUUUUGCUUGAAUUAGCCGAUGAAAAACGUUAUGAUGAUCUUAUACAGAUAUUAUAUGAUAUGAAAGAAUGUAUUCAACAAAAUUGUAAUCCUGAACAACCAAGUUAUCAAGAAUGGCAAUUUUUUUUCACUGGUACAUUAUGUACGGUUCUUAUGCAAGAAUCAUCUAUACCCGAAGGAUUUUUAACCGAAUCAUUGUUUACAAUGAAAAAUUGAAAUUUUUUUAUUUUUUCAAAUUCUAAAAUAAAGCGCCCUCUGUGAUCAAAAGUUGA